CCUAGAAAUGGAUUGUACUACUACACUCGUCAUCUUGAUUUUAACAAACCUCGUCUUCCUCUUCGGAGCUUCUUCAUCCAACAAUCAUGGCUACCACGGUUUUCUCGAAUGCAUAAUCCAUGAAUUCCAACUCUCUAAUUCAGCAACUGAUAUAAUCUACACUCCUCAAAAUGCAACAUACUCAUAUCUUUUACUAGCACAAAAUCUCCGGACAGGUUUCACCUCCCCGGAGAAACCCGACCUCAUCGUCACGCCAUUCCACGCGUCAGAAAUCCAGGCCGCAGUCCGCUGUUCCCGCAUUCUCGGCCUCCAGAUCAGAGUCAAGAGCGGCGGCCACGACUAUGAAGGCCUUUCCUACGCCUCUGAGUCGGCGCCUUUCGUAAUCGUCGACAUGAGAAACUUCCGUUCAGUAACGGUCAACGUGAAGGCGAAAACCGCGCGCGUGGAGGUCGGCGCCACGCUCGGCCAACUCUACCACACAAUCUCCCUCAAAAGCAGGACUCUUGCUCUCCCCGCCGGCGCUUGCCCCACCGUCGGCGUCGGCGGCCACUUCACCGGCGGAGGCUACGGCAUGAUAUCGCGCAAGCACGGCCUCGCCCUCGACCACAUCGUCGACGCUAAGGUCAUCAACGCCGACGGAGAAAUCCUGGACCGGAAAAGCAUGGGAGAGGAUCUGUUCUGGGCAAUCAGAGGCGGCGGAGGCACCAGCUUCGGGAUUGUUCUAGAAUUCACGGUGACGCUGGUCUCCAUCCCAGAAACCGUAACUGUCUUUAACGUUACACGAACGUUGGAGGAAAACGCGACGGAGCUAGUCCAUAAAUGGCAAUACAUCGCCAACAAGGUCGACGAGAAUCUUCUCAUCAGACUUUUUAUUGCUCCGGCCCACAGCCCGGAGACCGGAAACCGUACGAUCAUGGCAUUGUUCGUCACGCUUUACCUAGGUGGGACCCGCGGUCUUCUGGCUAUAAUGGAAGAACAGUUUCCGGAACUGGGAUUGAGUAAAUCAGACUGCAUCGAGAUGAGCUGGGUUGAAUCAGCUCUUUUCUUCGCGAGAAUUGAGAAUCGGACGGUGGACGUUUUACUGGACCGGACGCCGGAGGGCGGCUUCGGCUCCGCCUACUUCAAAGGAAAAUCCGACUACGUGAGCUCUCCGAUCCCGGUGAGCGGUCUGAGAGAGAUAUGGAACUUCCUUCUAGAAGAAGAAGGGCAUAGCUUGCAGUUCAGUCCGUACGGUGGAGUCAUGAACUCCUUAUCUGAUGAGGAAACGCCGUUUCCUCAUCGGAAGGGGAAUAUAUUCAUGAUCCAUUACGGCGCGAUUUGGAGGAAUGAAUCAGAAUCACAAGCGCAUCUUGAUGGGAUCAGACGGCUUUACGGCUUCAUGGCGCGCUACGUCACCCGGAAUCCUAGGGCGGCUUACUUCAACUACAAAGAUCUUGAUUUCGGAAGGAACAACGAAGUUGGGAAUACAAGUUACGAUCAAGCUAGUGUUUGGGGGCUUAAAUAUUUUAAGAAUAAUUUUAAAAGACUGGUUCGUGUUAAGACUAAAUUUGACCCCACAAAUUUCUUCAGAAAUGAACAAAGUAUUCCGCCAUUGGUAUCGUAUAAUGAGGAUGGACUUCAUAAACCAUACUAGUCAGCCAUUGGUAUCGCAAAGUAUUCCGCCGUGGACUUCAUAAAACCAUAUAAUGUAUUGGUACUUGCCUUGUUAUUUAAUUAAGAGUCGGAGAAGAUUAUUUCUCAUUUGGAAUGUACAAUAAAAUUGGCCUAUGGUGAAUGUAUAAUGUUUAAUUGAGGUAUUUUUUACAAUUGAAACAAUUUAUUUUUAUUUUA
Molecule: messenger RNA, 1830 nt
Organism: Salvia splendens (bonfire salvia)
Lineage: Eukaryota; Viridiplantae; Streptophyta; Magnoliopsida; Lamiales; Lamiaceae
Product: berberine bridge enzyme-like 18
Exons: 1
Coding region: 8-1633 (541 amino acids)
Molecular function (GO): oxidoreductase activity; FAD binding
Source: RefSeq, a predicted model, not a curated record